AUGAAAAACUAUCCGCCUUUUGCAAAUGUACAGGCCCCUCUCUCAUUCCAUCCACCUCCCGCCACCUCCUCCUCCGCACCACACAAGGGGGCUGGUGUCUCUGUCGAGCCCACGGACGAGGAGCUACUGGAGGCCACGCAGGAACAACACCACCCCCUGCGACCUCCAGCAGGAGUCCAGCCUGCAGAGUCACCAGCUCCCUCCUCGCCACCGCCGCCCGCAGCCACGGCAGCCCCCGGUGCUGCUACUCCCGGACAGGAGGAGCUGCCGGGGCCAGCCUUCCUCCCUCCUCCGCCACAUGAGCUGCUGCCCGAGUCAUGGCGGGCAGCUCUCACUGCAGAGCAGCAGCAGUGGAUCGGUCGGGUGCUGUUCACCAGGGACCAGUGGGGGAGGCCGAGCCUCAUCACAGACUUGAAUCUGUGGUGGAGCCCCCCCCAAUCCCGGCCGAUCUACCACCAGCCUCCCGCGUCCCCCGACCCCUUCUUUGCAUGUCGGCUGUUUCUCUGGAUGCCACACCGGAUCUGGCGUCUGCAGCUGACAUGCCCCCAGCCUUCAUGCACCGGGUCCAUGGUGAAGGCUGGGCUGUACAGGACCAUCCGGAGGGUCCUGGACAUCGACGGCUGGUAUCUCAUGGCCACUGAGUACCUGGAGUGCCGUCGAUGCAAGAAGAAGGUCGGCGGGUGGUCACAGGGCAUCAUCAGGCAGCUGGCCCCCACCUACAGCUGCCAGUUCCCAGCAGUACUUACGUACAAGCUGUCCUGUGACCAUAGGGUGGUUACACAGCUGAAGUCCCGCACUCUGGGCAACAGUGCCACUCAGCUGUGCAACACCCUGCGGGAGCAGCACUCGGACGCCUGGAUGCGGAGAGCGAUCCAGUACCUCGGCGUGUGCGAGCAGUUCCUGGCCUUGUGCAGCGUGAGGGGGCAGUUUCCACCACCACCCCAAAUGCCCACUCUGCCCUCACCCAUCUGGCUGCUGACAGUCUACGGCUAUGACAUAAUGACGCGGCUGGAUGAGUACAAGGCCAGGAUCACGUCCACCUUCGGAUCCAUCCUUAAGAUGGAUUCCACCAAGAAGGUGACGAAGAAGCUCGCCGGUAUCGCUUUCGACACGGCCGCCUGGGUUACCAACGUUGGUAACGAAUACGGGCAGGUCCUCAUCAGCGUCCUCACCUGCUCCGAGGGCGCCGAGGGCCUGUCCAGUAUGGCGGCCGGACUGAUGAGGCGGUACCGACUCGCCGAGGUACCACCCCCCCAGCUGAUCUACGUGGAUCGGGACUGCUGCAACAGAGACGGCAUGUCAAAGACAGCUGCCUUGUUUCAGGAGUGGGGACAGCUUGUGGUGAGACUGGACAUCUGGCACCUGAUGCGACGUUUCGCAGCAGGUGUCACCACAGGGAGCCACGAGCUGUACCCCGCCUUCAUGAGGCAGCUGUCUCUGUGCAUCUUCGAGGUGGAACCCGGAGAUGCCCGCCGUCUCACUGAAGCCAAGCGGUCCCAGCUGGAGGGGAAGCACGGGAUGGUCGGCCUGACCGACGCCGAGGUGAUCCAGAAGAUCACCAGGGAGGAGUGGAGGCUCCACUGCCGUCGUCGGACGCGUGGGGCGGAGGAGACGGCGCUCCUGAUCCAGGACCUCCUCCAAACCUUCGGCGGUACGGCAGGACGCAACAACCUGGACAUCCCGUUGCUUGACCCUCUCCGCAUCCAGGACAUAUGGAGUACGCAGAGGCCCCACCUCAGCUGCAUACAGGACCCACCUGGCGUGCAGCUGUACACGCAGACCGGCAGGCUGACAAAGGGCGGAGUCAUCCUGCCGGUCUAUCGCUGCGCGAGGGGCUCCACAUCUUUGGAGUCCUUCCGCCUCCACCUCAACCGGUUCAUCCCAGUUGACCCUGAGGAAAGUGAGACAGCUGCAGGGUCAAGUACAGUUCAUCCUGAGGAAAGGGAGACAGCUGCAGGGUCAAGUACAGUUGACCCUGAGGAAAGUGAGACAGCUGCAGGGUCCAGCACAGGAGAACCAAAAGACAGGGAGAUGCAGACUGAUGAAAUCGACACCACACAGGAUGUUACAUCUACAGACCAGUGUGCUGUUAUCCUCAGGUAUGUGACAGAUGUGGUCCACGAGAGGCUCAUAGCUGUGGUUGACUGUGAGUCAUCAACUGGACAAUAUUUUGUAGAGCUACUGAAGAAAACUCUGGCAAAGGUGGACAUUGAUCUUCGGAAUUGUGUGGGAAACUCAACCGAUGGAGCGGCAAACAUGCAGGGCCAAUACAAGGGGUUCUCCACCUUGCUCUCCGCAGAGUCUCCCAACCAAGUGCACAUCUGGUGCUACGCACACGUCCUGAACCUUGUGCUAGGAGACACCACAGGUGUUGUGAUAGCCAGUGCAUCGCUCUUCUCACUUCUGAAUGAUGUUGCUGUAUUCAUCAGAGAGUCAUACAAGCGUAUGAACAUGUGGGAGGAAGUGAGUGAAGACACACGACACAGACGGCUGUCUCCAAUCGGGGAGACAAGGUGGUGGGCCAAGGAUCAGGCUCUGAGCAAGAUAUUUGGGUGUUUUGGCAAUCGUGCCUUGUUUAUUGACUUGGUGUCAACAUUAACAAGGAUUGAAGAAGAUGACUCCAUGAAGCCACAUGUCAGAGCAAAAGCCAGGGGGUACACAGAGUCUCUCCUAAGGUUCGAGACAAUACUGACCGCUCAGAUCUUUCUCCGAAUAUUUGAAAUCACGUCACCCCUCUCCAAGUAUCUCCAAACCAGCGGCAUGGACUUACUGACUGCCCAUCGGUUAGUAAUAGGGACCCAAGAGAGCCUCAACAAGUGUGUCAGGGGUUUUGAUGAGGUGAAAAGAGCAGCAGAUGCAUUUGUGGAGUGGGCCAAUGCCAAGCUGCAGGAGAAGGAGGACUGA
Trematomus bernacchii (emerald rockcod) is the source of this 2904-nucleotide messenger RNA. RefSeq lists its product as uncharacterized. The coding region runs from base 1 to 2904 and encodes 967 amino acids. NCBI's taxonomy places the organism in Eukaryota, Metazoa, Chordata, Actinopteri, Perciformes, Nototheniidae. The record is from RefSeq and is a predicted model, not a curated record. The transcript is spliced from 8 exons.